AUGGACGCCGGAGCCUAUUCUACCCUUCUCGGUAUACGAAUGGCUUUCGAGGACUCUAAUAAUAAUAAAAUACUAUUCGAUAUCUUACUCGUCGUGCCAUUGGCGGAGGAUAUGCUUAACAUUGCACCUAUUGUCUAUAUUGUAUUCCCGUCGAUCGAAACGCGCGCCAUUAAGUUUCUAGUUUAUACUAACCGUACACGUUUCGUCGAGGAUAUAAUCAGGGAUAACGUUAUACAUGGUCGAGCUGUGGUAGCCCGUCCUCUAGUAACCGAUAAACUAUCCCCCGCGAAGAAGAAGAAGAAGGGUUCUAAGACUAAAAAUACCGCCGAUCCUGUUAUAAAUAAGACCGGCAAAACGUCUAAGACCGCACCGCCACUUAAGAAUAGUAUAGUAGUAAAAGAGCCGACUAUAGAAACGCUACACCCUACUACGGAACUAUCUUCGGCAAAGGAACCCGAAGAUAAUACUAAUGAUUUGGGUUCUAUACCUCCGCCUGCAGAUGGCGAACUUCCUAAUAAUCCGGACUCCGAACCCGAUGCCUCUAACUUGCUACCACCGCGAAUACCGUUAAAAUCCAAAGCCCGGAAAGUAGUUAGAACGCCAUCGAAAAGAUCAAAGCCGCAGCUGUAA
This is a messenger RNA of Pseudovirgaria hyperparasitica, 630 nucleotides long. RefSeq lists its product as uncharacterized. The record is from RefSeq and is a predicted model, not a curated record. Lineage: Eukaryota; Fungi; Ascomycota; Dothideomycetes; Acrospermales; Acrospermaceae. The transcript is spliced from 4 exons. The coding region runs from base 1 to 630 and encodes 209 amino acids.